Molecule: messenger RNA, 945 nt
Organism: Oppiella nova
Lineage: Eukaryota; Metazoa; Arthropoda; Arachnida; Sarcoptiformes; Oppiidae
Source: the annotation of a GenBank genome assembly
AUGAGCGACACAAACGCAGACAUCAUUAUAAUCCCCGACGACGAAGAGUGCGAACAACUGACCGCCGAAGACGUGCCCAUCAAACGCGAGUCACAAGUGUUGAUCUCAAAGACACGUCCGAUGGAUAUCCACAUCAAGACUGAGACCAACUCAGGGUUCAAUGUCUUGAGCGGCGAUCGCGCGGUCCAGGAGUUGGCGGCGAAGGCCAUCGCCUCUCAAAACGAUUUGAUUCAUAGGCUUCUAAUGGGAGGCAAUGCGGCGGACGAUCUGAGGGCACGAAACGCCGAACUCGACACCAAAUGCCACGAAUGGCAGAAGAAGUGCCACAAAGAGAGUCAACGAUACGCGACGGCCAGAGCUCAGUGGGAACGGGAGGGACUGGAGUUGAGGCAUACGGUGGCCACGAGUGAGGCGACGAUAGCAUCACUUAAGGAACAGCUGAGAGUCUCGCAGACAAGAGCUAACCAUUUGGCGCAACAGAUCAACCAAAACGACGCCGAAGUGGCGAAUGCGCUGAAGAGGUCGCAGGAACAGGUUCUGGUCUUAAGUCAAGAGAACAAUCUCUUGAACCAAGAGCUCGACAACCAGUUAAAGGCCCGCAAAGAGCUCGAGGCAGAGACCAGGAGUGGCUCCAGAGAAUUGAAACAACUGUCGGAAAGAGGUCUCGAGAAGGAGGUGGUCGGACUCCGGGAGUUGAACGCCUUCCGCGGCAAACGAGUGGACGAGCUCUCGAAAUGCGCCGAAGAGCUGAAAGAAAAGGUGAAACAAUUGGAGCAAAACGUAUACGAGAAGAACCUGAGGAUGACGUCCAUUAAGAGUCAAAUGGUGGCCAAAAUCGACGCACACGAGCGCGAAAUGAUGGCAGCCGUCAAACGCAUGAGACAAUCGGUGGUCAACUCGUCGCUCACCACUCGAUCGCGCGCUAAACGCACCAAAAGAUUGUAA